GCAAGCACAAAGGAGAAUUCAGAUCCAGAGAAGGAAGACUCAAAAAAGCGGCCACGGUCGCCCAAGAAGAGUCAGGAUGCAAAGUCAUCACAGACCGAGACCAAGCUGGAAGAAGACGAAGAUGAAGCUCCGGUGACGAAACGAGUGAGACGGGCUCGGGUCAAGGUUGAGGAUGAUGAAGACGACACCCCCCAAUCGUCAGCCAACAAAGAAGCAGCCCCAAGCAGCCCCCCUGCCAAGAAGAAGAGGUCGCCGAGCCCCAAGUCAAGCCCGAGGUCAAGAUCGUCGUCGCCGAAGCCAACUCAGAUCAAAAAGGAGGAGGAAAGUGCUGCGGUUGAGGAUUCCGACGUAGUCAUGAAGGAGGAAUCAUCCUCAGAGUCGGCAUCAGAGGCUGAUAGCGAUUCGGAAGAGAAGACAAAAGUCACCGCCAAGGCGCGCAAAGCCCAGCAGACAAUGCUUCAGAAACAGGAGAAAGACCCGUAUCCCGACUGGAAACCUGGCACCCCUGUGCCAUACGCAGCCCUCUGCAAGACCUUCUCUCUAAUCGAGCUAACCACGAAACGGUUAAUUAUCAUGGAGCAUUGUUCGCGCUUUCUGCGCCAAGUCAUGCGCCUCACUCCCGACGACCUCUUGCCCACUGUUCUUCUCAUGAUCAACAAGCUUGCCCCUGAUUACGCAGGCAUUGAGCUCGGCAUAGGCGAGUCUCUCAUCAUGAAAGCCAUCGGCGAAACAACUGGACGAAGCCUUCAGGUCAUCAAGGCUGAUCAAAAAGAGAUUGGCGAUUUGGGCCUGGUCGCUGUCAAGAGCAGAUCAAAACAGCCAACCAUGUUCCAGCCAAAGGCUCUGACUGUGAGGGGUGUCCAUCAAGGAUUGAUGAAUAUCGCCACAGUAAGUGGUAACGGUGCCCAAGGCCGCAAAGUCGAUGGUAUCAAGAAGCUCUUAUCCGCGUCCGAUGCGUACCUCAAGGAAAAGGUAGACAUCACCAAGGAUAAGGGCGGGCCAAGCGAGGCAAAGUACAUCAUCCGAUUUUUGGAGGGCAAGCUUCGACUUGGCCUGGCAGACAGGACUGUCCUGGUUUCAUUGGCCCAAGCCGUUGUAGCCCACGAAGCGGAGCAGAAGGGAAAGAUUCCCAGCACC
Messenger RNA from Trichoderma citrinoviride, 1137 nucleotides. RefSeq lists its product as hypothetical. The transcript has a single exon. The record is from RefSeq and is a predicted model, not a curated record. Gene Ontology annotation, cellular component: nucleus; mitochondrion. NCBI's taxonomy places the organism in Eukaryota, Fungi, Ascomycota, Sordariomycetes, Hypocreales, Hypocreaceae. Gene Ontology annotation, biological process: DNA recombination; Okazaki fragment processing involved in mitotic DNA replication; lagging strand elongation. Gene Ontology annotation, molecular function: DNA ligase (ATP) activity; DNA binding. The annotation marks the transcript as partial.